AUGGCUCACCAAUCUUCUGCUGAAUCUGAUGACCGGAUUCCUUCAAAGUCAUUGGAGCUAAACAGUCCCCAUCCGUGUAAAGAUAUCAUAAACAUGGAGCAGAAGCAGCAACAACAAGAGCCGUUGAGCAAAGUUAACCAUGAUGGUAUGGAUAGAGAAAAGGGAGUUACAAAGCAAGACCCAUCUGCUUCAAAAUCCCUCCUUUGCAACGAGGAGAAAAUGGCAUUGCAAGAGGCUGCAACAAUGGAUGGUGUUGGUGAAGAAAGUGGUGUUGCAGAGGCUUUAGAAGAGGAUAGUGGACGCGAGAGGCUGAAGCGGCAUAGAGUUGAAGUGGCUGGGAGGGUUUGGAUUCCUGAUAUGUGGGGUCAGGAGGAGCUGUUGAAGGACUGGAUAGAUUGCACUGCAUUUGAUGCCCCUUUGGUUCCAAGCAGAAUCUCCACUGCACGAGAGGCUUUGGUUGAAGAGUGUACAAGAGCAAAUGCUGCUGGACUAAGAAUAGAGAACAGGUGUUAG
Molecule: messenger RNA, 513 nt
Organism: Sphenostylis stenocarpa
Lineage: Eukaryota; Viridiplantae; Streptophyta; Magnoliopsida; Fabales; Fabaceae
Source: the annotation of a GenBank genome assembly